ACAAUCACUGAUGGAAGAACAGGUGAAUGAUCACUUGCAGAGAUACCUGGAUGAGAUUUGCCACCUCAAACAGCAUCUGGCAUGCACUGAAGAGAAAAUGGCCUAUUUGUCCUAUGAAAGAGCCAAGGAAAUAUGGGAUGUAAUGGAGACUUUCAAGAGCAGAAUAACCAAGCUAGAAACUCUACAGCAAGCUACCCAACUGGAAAUGAUGGCUAGCCUCAGAACCCGUCCCAAGGACUUUUUGUUCAGAUUCAUAAGCCUGCUUCUCACUCUGACUACUAUCCUCUUGGUCAUGGUCUCUACAUUGUGUUCUUGCCCCUUGCCCUUGCUCAACUCACGCCUGCGCAUCUUCAUUGUAUUUAUGAUCAUUGGGCUUGGGACCUUGGCCUGGCAGAAGCGGCAUGCCAUCUCUAUUAUUGACUGGCAAGCCUGGAUCCCCUUUAAGUGGAGACCAGACUUAAAGGAUGCUAAGCCUCCAUCAGAUGGACACUGAAGGCCAAGAAGUGCCAUUCAUCUGAAUUUCUUCCUUCCUUUCAGUUGUCGAGGGCACCCAGUAAGACGUCUUAGAAAACUACUUUGUUGCUCUCAUUUUCUUAAUUCUGUAACUGCAAGCCCAGUGAGAUACAUGCAGAUGCCAACUUGCCU
Grammomys surdaster is the source of this 645-nucleotide messenger RNA. It is a transcript of the gene Tex28, whose product is annotated as testis expressed 28. The transcript has 2 exons. The annotation marks the transcript as partial. NCBI's taxonomy places the organism in Eukaryota, Metazoa, Chordata, Mammalia, Rodentia, Muridae. The record is from RefSeq and is a predicted model, not a curated record. Gene Ontology annotation, cellular component: endomembrane system.